Molecule: messenger RNA, 11635 nt
Organism: Lactuca sativa (garden lettuce)
Lineage: Eukaryota; Viridiplantae; Streptophyta; Magnoliopsida; Asterales; Asteraceae
Product: protein SPIRRIG
Molecular function (GO): protein binding
Source: RefSeq, a predicted model, not a curated record
GAGAAAGAAAAACCGAGCGAGAAACGAGGCGUGGAGUUGCCGUCCAAAAACAUUCGGAGUUUAGAGUUAGGGCACCAAAAGUAAAAGGAAAAUCUUAAAACACGAGUAAAUUAAGGCAAUGUGAUUCACUGAUUUUGGGGAAAAAUUAGCAGACAGAUCAGCAAAAAAAGAAUUGAAUAUUAUCAUCUUAGAUCUUGAUUUCUUUAUUUUUUUCCCUAAUUGAUUCCGAUCGAUCAGCUCACUUCGAUAUUUUUUCUAUCCCGAUUUUGAAACUAGUUGACGGAGGGUUUAUGAGCUCGGAGAUCCUCCGGAUAUUAAAUAUAAUCGGUGCUGGUGUGCCGUUAAAUUGAUUGGUUGUUUUGUUUAAUUUAUUUUCCGGCCGAUGAGUGUUAAUUAAAACGAUGAAAUGGGUAUCAUUGUUUAAAGACAUCAAAGAUAAGGUAGGAUUAUCAGCGCCUACAUCAGCUGCAUCUUCUUCAUCCCCUUAUCCUGACCAGAAUAGUAACAAUGCCACUUCUUCAAGCUACGAUGACCCCUUGUCAAGAGAAAGAUAUGAACUGGAAUUGGACUUCAAAAGAUCUUGGGAAGAGUUUAGAACAUCGACUUCAGAGACGGAGAAGGAAAAAGCCUUGAAUGUCACUAUUGAUGUCUUCUGUAGAUUAGUAGAGCAGCAUUCCAACAUAGCACAGUUAAAUACCUUGUUAGUAGAGACACACAUAUUUUCUUUUGUGGUGGGUAGAGCAUUUGUCUCAGAUAUCGAAAGGUUAAAAGUUAGCAAUAAGACAAGAUCCUUAGAGAUUGAAAGUGUGAUAAGUUUUUUCUCUGAGGAUACUCAGGAUGGAAUUUUGUAUGGUUCAAAUCUGUUACAUGCAGUUGGAUUUCUUGUUUCCGGGCCUAUUGAUAAACAGUCUCUCCUUGAUUCUGGGAUCAUGUGUUGUCUUGUUCAUAUUCUUGAUGCUCUUUUGGGUUCUGAUGGAGGGAAUGUGAGGCAACAUGUUGUCACCGCUGAGGAGGAUUCGGAGGUAACAGAGAAUGUAGCUCCAGAUAAGCGGUUUGAGGUAGAGGGCAGUAUUCUGCAUAUCAUGAAGGCAUUGGCAAGCCAUUCUGCAGCUGCUCAAGGUUUGAUUGAAGAUGAUUCUCUAAAGCAGCUCUUUGAGGUGGUUGCCAAUGGGUGUUUGGUUCUGUUUUCAAGAUACAAGGAAGGUCUUGUCCCCUUGCACACCAUUCAGCUCCAUAGGCAUGCAAUGCAGGUACUGGGUCUUCUUCUGGCCAAUGACAAUGGAAGCACUGCUGCCUACAUAAGGAAGCACCAGCUGAUAAAAGUACUGUUAAUGGGCGUGAAGGGCUUUAGUCCUGAAUCUGGAGACCCUGCUUAUACAAUGGGUAUUGUGGACUUGUUGCUUGAGUGUGUGGAGUUGUCAUAUAGACAUGAGGCUGGUGGUAUCAGGCUCAGGGAAGACAUUCACAAUGCUCAUGGAUACCAAUUUCUCAUUCAGUUUGCAUUAGUUCUUUCAGGAGAUCAGGGUUCUCAAAUUAGUCACUCUGAACAAAAUCCCGAUUCAGAAGGGUCAAAAUCAACAAAUGACAUGGACACCUAUGACACCUCAUCGGAGUCUCUCACACCCACACUUUCCAGGUUGCUUGAUGUUGUUGUUAAUCUAGCUCAAACAGGCGCAACCGAGUCAACCGGGACCCCUGGGUCAAAGGGUACAAAAAACCGUCUAAAUCCUGAUGACACUUACAAAGUUAAAGACCUAGAUGCUGUCCAAAUGCUUCAGGACAUAUUUCUAAAAGCAAAUAGCAGGGAGCUUCAGGCUGAGGUGUUAAAUAGAAUGUUCAAAAUCUUCUCAAGUCAUCUUGAAAACUACAUGUUAUGUCAACAGUUGCGAACUGUUCCCCUUUUGAUCCUAAACAUGGGUGGCUUCCCUUCUUCUUUUCAAGAAAUUAUCCUCAAGAUUCUUGAAUAUGCAGUGACUGUUGUAAAUUGCAUACCAGAGCAAGAGCUGCUUUCACUUUGCUGCUUGUUGCAACAACCAGUAACAUCCGAAUUAAAGCGCACCAUCUUAUCAUUCUUUGUGAAACUUGUAUCAUUUGAUCAACAGUACAAAAAGUUCUUACGGGAAGUUGGUGUGCUGGAUGUUUUAUUAGAUGAUCUUAAACAGCACACGUUUCUUGUGGGCCCAGAGCAAAAUGACAAUGAUAGCCCUCAUGAGAUGGAAAGGAAGUCCAACCCAAACGGUUUCAUGAAACAUUUAGACAGUAAAGAUGUGAUUCUAUCGUCUCCUAGGUUAUUGGAUUCUGGCUCUGGAAGUUUUCCUCUUUUUGAAGCUGAAUGCAUAAUUCCAGCUGCUUGGGAUUGUGUGCUUUCUUUAUUGAGGAAAGCUGAACAUAAUCAAGUCAUCUUUCGUUCUGGUGAUGGUGUUGCUACUGCUCUUCCUUUUUUGGCAUCUGAUGUCCACCGAGCUGGCGUCCUAAGGGUAUUAUCAUGCUUAAUCAUUGAGGACUCUGCACAGGCUCAUCCAGAUGAAUUGGGUGCACUGGUUGAAGCUUCAAAGAGUGGAAUGGUAAUCAGCACUUCAGGAUCUCAAUACAAGCUAACAGAUGAUGCAAAAUGUGAUAUUUUUGGAGCUGUAUGGCGAGUUUUAGGAGCCAACAGCUCUGCACAAAGAGUAUUUGGUGAAGCCUCUGGGUUUUCCCUUAUCCUAACAACACUUCAUAGUUUCCAUGGAGAUAAAGGCCACGUCAGCCAGUCCUCAUCAACAGUCUGCAUGAAAGUUUUCACAUAUAUGUUACGUGUCAUAACUUGUGGAACAUCCAACAAUGCUGUUAAUAGAACAAAACUACAUGCGAUUAUAUCUUCACAUACUUUCUGUGAUGUUCUAUCCGAAUCUGGAUUGAUCUGUAUGGAGUAUGAAAAGCAAGUGAUGCAGCUGUUCUUUGAACUUGCUCUUGAGAUUCUCCUUCCACCCUCCUUCAAACCAGAAGCUAGUGAAGCAUCUGAUGAUCUUGACAACGUCUCUAGUACUUUCCGAAUAAUCACACCAUCAGCAUCAGUUCAUCAUGAUAAGCACCACAUAUAUAAUGCUGCUGCAGUGAAGGUUCUCAUCCGUUUAUUGUUGCUUUUUAGCCCAAAACUUCAAGUGGAGUUUUUAAAACUUCUAGAAGAACUUGCUCGUGCUGGCUCUUUUAACCAGGAAAGCCUUACCUCUGCAGGUUGUGUGGAGCUUCUCCUUGAGACAAUAUAUCCUUUUCUUUCUGGUUCAUCCUCUCUACUUCCCCAUGCUUUAAGAAUCAUUGAAGUACUUGGGGCUUAUAGGUUGACAUCAGCAGAGCUGCGAGUGAUUAUAAGAUAUAUUUUGCAAGUGAAACAGAUGAAAUUGGGUCAGACUCUUGUUGAUAUGAUGGAGAGGUUUACAGAUUCAGAAAACAUUCCUCUUGCAGCAUUUAUAGAGAUGGAUAUGAGCAAAUCAGGGCAUGCUUGUAUUCAAGUACCAUUAGGUGAGAGGUCAUGGCCCCCUGCUGCUGGUUACUCAUUCGUUUGUUGGUUUCAGUAUCAAAACUUGUUGAAAUCAGAUGCCACAACAACAGGUCAACAAGUGAUGCGGAUAUUCUCUGUUGGUGGGACAGAUGUUAGUAGUAACAAUACAUUCUAUGCAGAGAUUUAUCUUCAAGAUGAUGGAACAUUAACCCUAGCAACCAGCCAUUCGUCUUCAUUAUCUUUUUCAGGGUUAGAUAUAGAUGAGUACAGAUGGCAUCAUCUUGCUGUGGUACACAGCAAACCAAAUGCACUAGCUGGACUAUUUCAAGCUAGUGUUUCACAUGUGUAUCUUAAUGGAAAACUUAGACACACAGGUAGACUAGGCUACUCUCCAACAUCUUCUGGAAAGUCUCUCCAAGUAACAAUCGGGACACCGGUUGCUUGUGCAAGGGUCAGUGACCUGUCAUGGAAAAUCCGGUCUUGCUAUCUGUUUGAAGAAGUAUUGACACCUGGUUCUAUUUUCUUUAUGUAUAUUCUCGGCAGAGGGUAUAGGGGUCUUUUCCAAGACACAAAUUUGUUACAGUUUCUCCCAAACCAGGCUUGUGGUGGUGGAAGUAUGUCCAUUUUAGAUUCCCUUGAAACUGAUUUGGCAUUGGCUUCUUCUUCUUCUAACACACAGAAGCCCGAGAGUGCUAAUAAGCAAGACACCUCUAAAACCGAUCGCAGUGGCAUUGUUUGGGAUCUUGAAAUAUUAAGAAAUUUCUCGCUACAGCUUUCUGGAAAAAAAUUAAUAUUUUCAUUCGAUGGAACAUGUACAGAAGCUUUCAAAGUAUCCGGAACCUUGUCAAUGCUCAAUUUAGUUGAUCCAUUGUCAGCUGCUGCUUCUCCAAUCGGAGGUAUACCGCGAUAUGGACGCCUUCAUGGAGAUAUUUAUGUAUGCAAACAUUCUACAAUAGGCGAAAUGAUGCGUCCCAUUGGUGGAAUAGCCCUUAUUUUAGCCCUUGUUCAAGUAGCUGAAACAAGAGACAUGCUGCAUAUGGCGCUAACACUUUUUUCUUGUGCACUUCAACAAAAUCCUCAGAAUGUCAGAGACAUGCAAUCAUAUAGAGGAUACCACUUGCUAGCACUUUUACUACAUCCAAAAAUGUCACUAUUCGACAUGCAUUCACUCGACAUCUUUUUCCAGAUAGCUGCUUGUGAGGCUUCGUUUCAUGGACCAAAAAAGUUGGAAAAAACUAAUAAUAUGUCACCUGUUGAGCCUGUCAAAAAUGCCAGCUUUGAGGACCUGUCUAAGUUUCAUGAUGAUGCUUCUUCUGGUGGUUCACAUGGAGAUAUGGAUGAUUUUUUAGGGAAUAAAGAUGCUUUCAGUCAUAUCUCAGAACUCGAUAUAAAUGUUGACUUACCAACAGAAACAUCAAACUGUGUUGUUCUUUCAAAUCCAGAUAUGGUUGAACAUCUGUUACUAGAUUGGACUUUGUGGGUAGCAGCAACAGUUCCAAUACAAAUUUCCCUUCUGGGAUUUCUUGAAAAUCUAGUUUCAAUGCAUUGGUAUCGAAACCAUAAUCUUACAGUUUUGCGUAGGAUAAACCUCGUUCAGCAUCUGUUAGUGACACUUCACAGGGGUGAUGUUGAAGUUCCUGUGUUAGAAAAGUUAGUCACUCUUGUAGGAGUGAUUUUGAAAGAUGGGUUUUUGGUUUCUGAACUGGAACAUGUUGUUAGGUUUGUGAUCAUGACCUUUGAUCCACCGGAACUGACAUCAAGAAAUGAGAUAUUAAGAGAGUCAAUGGGGAAACACAUUAUUGUUAGAAACAUGCUGCUUGAGAUGCUAAUUGAUCUAGUAGUGACCAUUACAUCAGAAGAGCUUCUUGAACAAUGGCAUAAGAUUGUCUCCUCCAAGUUGAUAACUUACUUUUUUGAUGAAGCAGUUCAUCCUACAACUAUGAGGUGGGUGAUGACUCUUCUUGGUGUGUGUCUCACUUCUUCUCCUACUUUUUCUGUCAAGUUUCGGACAGGUGGCGGGUACCAAGGUCUGGUGAGGGUGCUUCCUAGCUUCUAUGAUUCCCCUGAUAUAUAUUACAUACUGUUUUGUCUCAUAUUUGGGAAACCCGUUUAUCCAAGAUUACCUGAAGUUCGUUUGCUGGACUUUCAUGCCCUUAUGCCAAGUGAUGGAAGUCAUACAGAGUUGAAAUUUCUAGAACUUUUAGAUUCUGUGAUUGCUAUGGCAAAAUCCACAUUUGAUAGGCUGUCCAUUCGAACAAUGAUUGCCUAUGAAACCGGUGCUGCUGGGCUUGUUGCAGAGCUUGUGGAUGCAUGUACAGAGAUGACAGGAGAGCUUCAGGGUGAAGCUUUGAUGCACAAAACUUAUGCUGCCAGGCUUAUGGGUGGAGAUGCUUCUGCUCCUGCUGCUGCAACUUCUGUCCUUAGGUUCAUGGUUGAUCUUGCCAAAAUCUGUCCUCCUUUUUCUGCUGUGUGCAGGAGAGCUGAGUUUCUUGAGAAGUGUGUGGAUCUUUAUUUCUCUUGUGUCAGGUCAGCUCAUGCUGUGAAGAUGGCAAAAAAGCUGAAAGUGAAGUCAGAAGACAAAAAUCUAAAUGAGUGUGAUGAAAGUCCUAGUUCUCACAAUAGCUUGCCACUUGAUCAGGAACACUAUUCUAAAACCUCCAUAAGUCUUGGAAGCUUCCCUCCAGGAACAAGUUCUGAAGAUGCUCCUGUUGCUGCCACAACCAAUUCAGAUGGAUAUCAACCAAAUAACAUAACCUCCCCCCCACUGGAAUCACACAAGCCGGAUGAAGUAGUUGAUCAAAUGUCCACUGCAGAAUCUGACACUAGAGAUUUCAGUUUCCAUGAUCAGAAAAUCACUCUGGAAUCAGACAAGCCGGUUGAAGAAGUUGAUCAGGUGGCCAUUGCAGAAUCCGACACUCAAGAUUUCAGUUUCCACGAUCGGAAAAUCACUCCGGAAUCAGACAAACCGGUUGAAGUGUCCAUUGCAGAAUCUGACACUAAAAUUUUCAGCUUAGAUGAUCAGAAAACCACCCCGGAAUCAGACAAGCCAGUUGAAGUAGUUGACCAAGUGUCCACUACAGAAUCCGACACUAAAGAUUUCAGUUUCCAUGGUCGCAAAACUACUCGCCAAGGAAGUUCACUGAGUUGUGUAUCGUUAAACAUAUUUGAUUCUCCAUAUUUAUCUGAAAAAACCACCGGGGUCCACAAAGCACAAUCUUCAUCACAACUUUUUGCAAUGAGUUCAUGGCAAAGUCCCAACGAAUCAAAACCCAAGUUAGCUCCAUCUCCUUCCAUGGCAUCUUCUGUAUCCAUGACUCUAUCUCUAAACGAAUACGAUACAUCUUCAGACCCCAAACGAACAACCCAACUACAAAAUCCCACAGACACAUACUUCCCAAUCAACCCACUUCUGUUACUUGAUGCAGAUGAUUCCGGUUAUGGAGGUGGGCCCUGUUCAGCAGGAGCAACUGCCAUUCUGGAUUUCAUGGCAGAAGUUCUUUCCGAUGUUGUAACUGACCAAUUAAAAGCAACACCAGCAAUCGAAACCAUUUUGGAAAACGGUCCUUUGUACAUUGAUGCUGAAUCUUUAUUAGUUUUUCAAGGUUUGUGUCUUAGCAGACUGAUGAACUUUCUAGAAAGACGAAUCUUACGUGACGAUGAAGAAGACGAUAAGAAACUUGACAAGGUGCGAUGGUCAUCGAAUUUAGAUGCAUUAUGUGUUAUGAUUGUUGACCGUGUUUACAUGGGCGCGUUUCCGGAACCUUCCGGUGUACUUAAAACCCUUGAGUUUUUAUUGUCGAUGCUGCAGUUAGCAAAUAAAGACGGUAGAAUUGAACAAGCGGGCCCACCCGGGAAAGGAAUCUUAUCAAUAGGGAGAUCAAAACAACUGGAUGCUUAUAUACUUUCGAUGUUUAAAAACAUGAAUCGAACGAUUAUGUACUGUUUUCACCCACAGUUCUUGAUCUCAGUUGGAGAAGAUGAACUUUUAUCACGCCUGGGUUUGCAAAUCGAACAGAAACAAAGAUUGGUUUUCCAUGGAUCUGAAGAUGGAGUGAUUGAUAUCAGCACAGUGUUGCAAGUACUUGUGGCUCAUAAACGAUUAAUCUUCUGCCCUAGUAACCCUGACAAUGAUCUAAAUUGCUGUCUGUGUAUAAACUUAACAUCUCUUUUACAUGAUCAUAGACAAAACGCACAAAACUCAGCUGUUGAGAUUCUCAAAUAUCUUCUGCUUUACCGAAAAACCGCUUUGGAAGACCUUCUGGCCUCGAAACCGAGCCAAGGCCCGGUUUUGGAUGCUUUUCAUGGUGGUUUUGACAGACUUGUGACAGGGACAACAUCGUCUUUUUUUGAUUGGUUUAACACAUCUGAGCUUCUUGUUAGCAAGACGUUAGAACAAGGUGCUGUGAUCAUGUGGGUCCAGUAUAUCUCGGGGUCUGUAAAGUUCCCGGGAGUUAGAAUAAAAAACAUGGAUGCUCGUCGGAAAAAAGAGAUUGCUAAAAAGUCAAAGGAGUCGAGAAAGUUUGACCAAAGACAUUGGGAACAAAUAAACGAAAGAAGAAUCGCAUUGGAAUCGGUUUGUGAUCAAAUGUGUACAGAAUUGAGAGUUGUGAGACAAGAUAAAUACGGAUGGGUGCUCCAUGCUGAAAGUGAAUGGCAAACACAUUUACAACAGCUUGUACAUGAACGUGGUAUUUUCCCAGUUCUCAAAUCGGUUUCAAUCGAAGAGCCCAACUGGCAGCUUUGUCCAAUCGAAGGCCCGUAUCGAAUGCGGAAAAAGAUCGAACGGUGUAAAUUAAAAUUCGACAUGAUUGAAACGAUUUUAAACGGGGAGUUUGAAGGUGGAAGAGAGUUUUUAUUGACUAGGGAGAAAGACGAAAUUGACCUCGGUGGGUCUGAUUUUUUACCUCAUGAGUUGUUUGAUGAGGAGUUGUAUGAUGAUUCGGUUUUUAAAGAAUCUGAUAAUGUGAAAGACGUGGGGGGGUCCACUAGAAUCGGGUGGAAUGAUGGAAGAGACAGAGAUGAUAGUGUUUAUGAAGCAAGCGUACAUUCAGCUGCAGAAUUCAGUAUCAAAUCAAAUACACUUGCUCCACCUUCAUUGAGAAGGGACGCUUCUAUAGUUUCUGAAAACAUUCGAAUCACAACAGAGGAGAAAGUUGAGAAAGAAGUAAGUGACAACGGGGAGUAUUUGAUUAGACCUUAUCUUGAACAUAACGAGAAAAUAAAAUCAAAAUAUAAUUGCGAAAGAGUCGUGAGUCUUGAUAAACAUGAUGGGGUGUUUCUAAUAGGAGAACGUUCCCUUUACAUUAUCGAGAAUUUCUACAUCGAUGAUUCCGGAUGCAUAUGUGAAAAAGAAAGUGAAGAUGAUAUCUCGGUUAUCGAUCGCGCUUUGGGGGUUAAAAAAGACGCGUCUUCAAGCAUGACAAAUUCGAUGACGUCAUGGGACACGAAUGGGAAAGUGUCCGCUGGGGGAAGGGCGUGGGCCCACAAUAGUGGAGCAUGGGGGAGGGACAAGGCGAUUAAUAGUAGAAAUGUACCUCAUUUAUGGCGGAUGUGGAAGGUUAAUACUGUCCAUGAGAUAUCAAAACGUGAUUACCAGUUACGUCCUGUUGCUGUUGAAAUAUUCAGCAUGGAUGGAUGUAAUGAUCUUCUUGUUUUCCAUAAAAAAGAGAGGGAGGAAGUUUUUAAAAAUCUGAAUGCAAUCAAUAUUCCAAAAAACACCAUGCUGGACCCGACAAUUUCAGGGGCUGUGAAACAGGAAAGCACGUUUAAGAUUAUGGAGAAAUCAUUCUCAAAGAUGUGGCAAAAUGGGGAAAUUAGUAAUUUCCAGUACUUGAUGCAUGUUAAUACACUUGCGGGCCGGGGGUAUAGUGAUCUUACUCAGUAUCCGGUUUUCCCUUGGAUUUUGUCGGAUUAUGAGAAUGAGAAUUUGGACUUCACCAAUCCGGAAACAUUCCGGAAGCUUGACAAGCCUAUGGGAUGCCAAACAAUGGAGGGGGAACUGGAAUUCAAGAAAAGGUUUGAGAGCUGGGAUGAUCCAGAGAUUCCCAAGUUUCAUUACGGGUCUCACUAUUCUAGUGCCGGAAUCGUGCUGUUCUAUCUGAUAAGGCUGCCACCAUUUAGUUCAGAAAAUCAAAAGCUUCAGGGGGGGCAGUUUGACCAUGCUGACCGACUUUUCCAUAACAUACAUGAUACUUGGUCAAGUGCUGCUGGAAAAUCCAACACCUCAGAUGUUAAGGAAUUGAUCCCAGAAUUCUUUUAUCUGCCAGAAUUCUUGGAAAACCGUUUUCAUCUUGACCUCGGGGAGAAACAAUCUGGAGAAAAGAUUGGAGAUGUUGGAUUGCCUCCUUGGGCCAAAGGUAGUGCUAGAGAGUUCAUCAAGAAGCAUAGAGAAGCUCUGGAAUCUGAUUAUGUUUCAGAGAAUUUGCAUCACUGGAUCGAUCUUAUAUUUGGUUACAAACAACGAGGGAAGGCGGCUGAGGAAGCAGUUAAUGUUUUUUACCAUUACACAUACGAGGGGAGCGUAGACAUUGACGCAGUAGCCGAUCCCUCGAUGAAAGCCGCAAUUCUGGCUCAGAUUAACCACUUCGGUCAAACACCGAAGCAGAUUUUCCACAGGCCUCACGUGAAAAGAAAAACCGAUCGAAAACACCCCCUUAAUCCCCUCAAAUUCUCCCCACGUCUCAACCCACACGAGAUCCGUAAGAUGACGUCACCAAUCGCCCAAAUCGUGACCCUAAACGAUAAGAUUCUAACAGUGGGCCCAAACAACUUUAUCAAGCCCAGAACCUACACCAAAUACGUCGCCUGGGGUUUCCCGGAUCGGAGCUUAAGAUUCAUGAGCUACGAUCAAGACCGCCUCCUAUCCACCCAUGAAAACCUUCACGGCGGCCAUCAGAUCCAGUGCGCGAGUGCCAGCCACGACGGUCAACUCUUAGUCACCGGCGCCUACGACGGGAUGGUGUGCGUCUGGCGGAUUGGAAGCUACGGUGGGCCCCGCGCACCACGAAGUUUAAAUCUACAGCAGUCGCUUUGCGCCCACACCGCUAAGAUCACCCGGAUCUACGUCUCCCAACCCUACAUGAUGAUUGUCAGCGGUUCCGACGACUGCACUGUCAUCAUGUGGGAUUUGAGUUCGUUAGUUUUUCUCCGGCAGCUUCCGGAAUUCCCUUUCCCGAUCUCUGCUCUGUACAUGAACGAUUUGACCGGAGAAAUCGUGACUGCUGCCGGUGUUUUGCUGGCGGUUUGGAGUGUGAACGGAGACUGUCUAGCGGUGGUGAACACGUCUCAGCUUCCGUCUGAUUUGAUUUUGUCGGUGGCGACUUGUACGUUUUCCGAUUGGGUGGAAACGAACUGGUACAUAUCGGGUCAUCAAAGUGGGGGGAUUAAGGUAUGGCAAAUGGUUCAUAACUGUUCGGAGACUGCCCGAACUGCCCACAAGCAUCCUUCUGCUCAAGUGCAUUGUGGGUUAGGGCUUAGAGGGGGUAAAGUGCCUGAAUAUACGUUGGUGCUGCACAAGGUGCUUAAGGGGCAUAACCACCCAGUUACUGCGCUUCAUCUUUCAAGUGACUUGAAGUUGUUGUUGAGUGGUGAUUCAGAUGGGCAUUUGUUUUCUUGGACUUUGCCCGAUGAGACCUUAAGGAAUUCUAUUAAAUGGGGGUGAUGUGAUGUGGAUUGAUUCGGAUAUUAUUAACUAUUUAACCAACGAGAUGUGACUUGAGUUGUGUUUUUGGUGGAGAGCCUGAAAUGGUUUGGGGCUGGGCUAUGGUGUCCAUCCUCGAUAAGAUAGCACGAAAAGGGUUGGCGGAGAUGGACAAGAAAGGGUCGGGGUUGGUUCAGGUGGGAGAGAUCUGGCGGGAAGUGGCUCGGGGUUGGCUUGGGGGGCAUAUCGGUAAUUUUGAAGUUUGGUGAAUGAAUGAUUUGUUGUACAUAGAAGGGGUGGAUGCUGUUGAAGCCGAUGUGAGUGGUGUGUAUCACGAAAUAUGUGCAUGCAUUGAUUCGGAUGACUAUGAGUGGUGCACAUGUUGUUGAGUGUAAUAUGCACCGGUUUUGACUAGGGAUGUACAGUUGCCAUUGUUUUUCGAUUUUGUAAGUUAUGUUAGUUCUUAGAGUUGUAUGAUUAUGAGUUAUCAAUACAAAAUCAAUUUGUUUUAGUUCGUA